This is a messenger RNA of Aspergillus pseudotamarii, 1612 nucleotides long. RefSeq lists its product as uncharacterized. Bases 138 to 1223 code for a protein of 361 amino acids. NCBI's taxonomy places the organism in Eukaryota, Fungi, Ascomycota, Eurotiomycetes, Eurotiales, Aspergillaceae. The transcript has a single exon. The record is from RefSeq and is a predicted model, not a curated record.
CAAGUACGACGCUUCCUUAUCCCCCCAGAGUUUUACUCCACCCCCCGGGUAGAGUUGCCCGGUCUCUGUCGCCAUUUGUUAGACGGCGUAAAUAGCCUCUCCCUUUCUUCCGAGGCCCCUCGGCCUCUUUAAGAUACAUGGCAGGCGUGCAACUGCAACAACCCACCAUGACCGACUAUCGAUUGCCGCUCCAUCAGCCACCACCUGCUCGGAAGCCGGUUCCUGGGAUGCAUGCUGGUUAUCCAUUCCAGUCCUAUGAUGGGCCUCAUAAGCAACAGCUCUCUCCUCACCCAUCCCUCGCUCACAAUCGGGGCCGGAUGCCUUCGGCCAAUGCGUCGCCCUAUAUGGCUCAGCAGCAACCGUACUCCAAUACCCCUUCGCCCCAUCAUACCAUGACCUCUACCCCUAGUUACCCUCCCUCGAGAAGAUUGUCGAGCGCCACAGCCUCUACGAGCUCGACUGGCAACGCCGCGGGUCACUCCGCCGUUUCGGAUAUUCGCAGAAGCACGUCAUCCCGUUCUGCAAACUCCCAGCUGGGUUAUGUAGCUCUAAUGCGGAGGCAGAAGGCCACGGUGUGGUGUGAUCGAGCACAGCCGGAGGAUCCGCGCCUCCGAGCCCAGAAGCUUGCCGACAAGAAAAGAGCGUACCUUGAAGUCCAUGGCGCAGGCGCUGGUGGACGGGCGAGUACCCUUGGGAGCGGUAAAAUUAAGCACUCUAAAGGAGGCACUGAUUUCUCGCCCUCGAACCUCGUGUCGGCCACUGUUCCCGUACGACUCAGUGCCAAUGAAGUGGGGGAUGCGGAUGAGGAUGAACAUAGUGAUUAUGGAUUUCCUCAUCGUCGCACUGGAAGCGGUCGCAGCUCUUUGGGAAGCAACCAUCGUUAUCCCAGUGGCUAUCAGCGGACGCCCCAGGGCACCAUGGGAAGUAACAGCACUACCCCGAGUGAGAAGACAGAUUUGCCAAAUGUCACGGAGCAUCCGCCGGCGGAGAGCACUGAGGAAAAGAAAGUCAAAGAUGACGCCGCCACCACCUAUAGCUUCGAGGCCGCAGAUGAGGACAAUUUUGGGAGCGUAGGGGAGAUGGCUGCUCCCAGUGCAGCGACCACGGCGGCCGAAAAGGCGAGGAGGGCGGACGAACUAAGGCGGCGGGGUAGUGUGGACGACCGAACGAGCACGAUGACCAAUGUCCGACUUUUUGUUGCAAAUCCAGACCUCAGUGACUAGUGGCACCUUGUAUCGUCAUAUAUCGCAUUUAUCUCUCGGAUCUAUACCCAUGAAAAUACCCAGCUCGGCUGAAGUCCGGCAAGCAGUCCAACUUGAUGCAGUUUAUGCCAUCCUCCGUGUUUCUUUCUUCACUCUGCUUCCAUAUUUCCUUUUUUGUUUCUUCCCACCAGGAUUGCUCUCGUCGAGUAGUGCUCGAGCCCGGUCUGGAUCCCGGGACCCGUACCUCGGUUUUUGUGCUGUGUGCAGGCAGCCUGAUGCAUUGCGCUUCUUGUUCUAUUUUAUUCCCCUCACUGCAUGUUUUGGCUCCUAUGCUCCUAAAGCAUUGGGUUGCGUGUUACUGGUCUUGCAUCAGUGACACCUUUGGCGUCUUUUAUGGAUUUACGAGCAGC